AUGGUCAAACAACCCAUUGUGUUGGUGGCUUUGGUGCUUUUGUUGAUUCACGUGAGGGCUCAAAAUGAUACUGGCCUUAGUGCUUCUUUCAUCUUUGGUGAUUCCUUGGUUGAUGCUGGAAACAACAGUUAUUUACAGACAUUGUCCAAGGCUAACAUUCCCCCAAAUGGGAUUGAUUUCAGAGCAUCUGGAGGGAAUCCCACUGGCAGAUACACUAAUGGAAGAACCAUUGGUGACAUUGUGGGGGAAGAACUGGGGCAACCUAACUAUGCUGUCCCAUUUUUGGCUCCAAACUCAACUGGCAAAGCUAUAUUGAAUGGAGUCAAUUAUGCAUCUGGGGGAGGAGGGAUUCUGAAUGCAACUGGAAGUAUCUUUAUAAAUAGGCUGAGCUUGGAUAUCCAAGUUGACUACUUCAACAUCACAAGGAAGCAGUUGGAUAAGCUCUUGGGACCAUCACAAGCAAGAGACUACUUGAUGAAGAAAUCAAUCUUCUCAAUCACAAUUGGGGCUAAUGAUUUCCUGAACAAUUACCUGCUUCCGGUCCUCUCUAUCGGUGCCCGGGCUUCUCAAACCCCCGACGCUUUCAUCAACAACAUGAUCAAUCACUUGAGGAAUCAACUUACGAGACUCUAUCAAUUGGAUGCUCGGAAGUUUGUAUUAGGAAACGUGGGUCCAAUUGGAUGUAUACCUUAUCAAAAAACCAUAAACCAAUUAAGCUCGGAUCAAUGCGUCGACUUGGCCAAUCAACUGGCACAUCAGUACAAUAGCAGGUUGCAGGAUCUGCUCACUGAACUCAACGAAAAUCUUCGAGAAGCCACUUUCGUCAACGCGAAUGUCUAUGAUCUUGUGAUGGAACUCAUCACAGACUAUGACAAAUACGGUUUUACAACAGCCAGUACAGCUUGCUGCGGGAAUGGUGGCCAAUUUGCUGGGAUCAUACCGUGUGGUCCAGUAUCAAGCCUAUGUAGCGAUCGAUCCAAACAUGUCUUCAGGGAUCCUUAUCACCCGAGCGAGGCGUCCAAUCUCAUACUGGCAAAACAAUUGGUCGAUGGAGACACUACAUACAUCUCUCCUAUGAAUCUCAGACAGCUUCGAGAUCUUUGAUUGACUUC
Molecule: messenger RNA, 1112 nt
Organism: Syzygium oleosum
Lineage: Eukaryota; Viridiplantae; Streptophyta; Magnoliopsida; Myrtales; Myrtaceae
Product: GDSL esterase/lipase At2g23540-like
Exons: 5
Coding region: 1-1104 (367 amino acids)
Molecular function (GO): hydrolase activity, acting on ester bonds
Source: RefSeq, a predicted model, not a curated record